Molecule: messenger RNA, 1188 nt
Organism: Microthlaspi erraticum
Lineage: Eukaryota; Viridiplantae; Streptophyta; Magnoliopsida; Brassicales; Brassicaceae
Source: the annotation of a GenBank genome assembly
AUGGCUCUUUCUCUUCGAAUCAUCAUUACAAGUUUUCUCUUCAUUACCGCCACUGCCUCAUCACCUCCCGGCGGCUUCACCGUCGGAUUAUUCCACCGUCGCUCUAACUCCUCUUCUUCUCCACUAUCUAGGACCAGUGAUGAUGAUGGAUCAUCUCCGUACGCCGAUACCGUCUUUGCUACCAGCGCGUAUCUAAUGAAGCUACAAAUCGGUACACCUCCUGUUGAGAUAGAAGCCAUCUUAGACACAGGAAGCGACCUCAUAUGGACACAAUGCUUACCCUGUGUUAACUGUGACGACCACCAACAAGCUCCCACCGUCUUCGACCCUUCGAAAUCCUCAAGCUACAAAGCCAAAAUAUGCGACGACGGCCCUUGUCCGUACACGAUUACCUACGCAGACCAAACCUAUUCCGUGGGAACGUUAGCGACCGAGACGGUCACGGUAAAGUCCACUUCAGGCCAACCUUUUGUGAUGCCUGAAACCUCCAUUGGUUGUGGCCACAACAACACAGCGCAAGGGCUUAUAUCCAACAGUUCAGGCAUUGUGGGUCUAGGUUUGGGAUCUUCAUCACUCAUCUCUCAGAUGGGAGAAAUAUUCUUAGGUCUUUUCUCUUACUGCUUAUCCGGUCAGGGAACUAGUAAGAUCAACUUUGGAGGGAAUGCUAUUGUGUCAGGAGAUGGGACAGUAGCAGCCGACAUGUUUCGAAAGCCGGACAAUCCUGGUUUCUAUUACCUAAACCUAGACGCGGUCAGCGUCGGAGAUAACCGCGUGGAGACGUUGGGGACACCGUUUCACGCCUCAGAUGGGAACAUAAUCAUAGACUCUGGAACCACUUUAACCUACUUUCCCGAGAGCUACUGCAAAAAAGUGAAGCAGGCAGUGGAAAACGUUAUGCCAGAGGAUCGAGUAGAUUUCAUGGGGGACAUGCUUUGCUACCACUCGGACAAUAUAGAGAUGUAUCCGUCGAUCACACUGCAUUUCUCUGGCGGUGCGGAUCUUGUCUUGGAGAAGUACAAUACGUAUAUGAGUCAGGGAGGAGUGUAUUGUCUAGCGAUUAUGUGUGCUGAUCCGAUACAAGACCCUAUAUUUGGUAACAGAGCACAGAAUAAUCUUUUGGUGGGUUAUGAUCCUUCUUCACUGCUCAUUUCUUUCAAGGCCACCGAUUGUUCAUCACUGUGGAGUUGA